GUCACCCAUUUCCAAAAUCAGAUUUUCAGUAUCUACGAGGGUCUAUAGCACUAUAUAAAACCAGAACCUCGUUCAAAGAUAAGAAGAAUCUCGUUCUUGAUACUUAAAUGACAAUGUUUGUUUUUAUUUUACUUGCUUUAGCGAUAGGUAUCGUAGAAAGUAGGUGGCAUCCUCACCAGCAUAUGUCUUGGAAUGACGUCAUAGGGGAAAAUCACAUCAACACUGGUAUUCACGGGGAUGUGUACGUCAUCGAUUUGUUCAGUCCCGCUCAUCAAAGUCUAAUCCCCAGUUUACACAGUAAAGGGAAGAGAGUGGUCUGCUACUUUUCUGCUGGUACCUUUGAAAAUUGGAGACCAGACAAAGAUGACUUUCCUCCGGAUGCCCUCGGGAACAAAAUGCUUCACUGGGAGAAUGAGUGGUGGGUAGACAUCAGAGACACAAGAAUCAGGAAUAUAAUGGCUAAGCGCAUUGCUUUGGCAAAACGACAUGGGUGCGAUGGUGUAGACCCGGAUAACGUCGAUGGUUUUACCAAUAGUAACAAUGGACUCGGUCUCACAGCAGCCAAUCAGUUGGAUUUUAACCGAUUUCUAGCAACAGAGGCUCACAGCCAUGACCUUGCCAUUGGACUUAAAAAUGAUUUGAAACAAAUCCAUGACUUGAUUCACUACUUUGACUUUGCUAUUAACGAGUCGUGUGAAGUAUAUCAUGAGUGUCACUACUAUCAACCAUUUUUCGAUGCCAGGAAGCCUGUGUUCCACAUAGAGUAUGUAGGCAGUACCACGGAGGCUCACUCUCACCGCAGUACCAUAUGCAGUAACCGGCCAGCUGACAUGAACACGAUCAUAAAAGUACAACUUACUAACUUCAAGGUCGCCUGUUAAAUUACAUUGUUUCUGGUUCAAUGUAAUAAAGCUUUCUAUAGUUUGACUUAGUGUCAUAUUAAUCGCAAGCCUUUAAGAUUCACAUUUCAAACCUUUAUAGAAUGGAUAACGGAUUAAUGCACCGUCACUGUAUAGAAUACCAUUACUUUUACAAACCAGAAGUCUCUGAUGAUGCUGUAGCUCUACUGGAUUGUAUUUGUAACAAAGGAAGAGAAAAGAAGCACUUGCGCUAAAAACUAUGCAAAGGCAAUACAUGAACACAGAAUCAUGGCCCUUGCUUAAUUUUAAG
Saccostrea cuccullata (small rock oyster) is the source of this 1170-nucleotide messenger RNA. RefSeq lists its product as uncharacterized. NCBI's taxonomy places the organism in Eukaryota, Metazoa, Mollusca, Bivalvia, Ostreida, Ostreidae. The transcript has 5 exons. The record is from RefSeq and is a predicted model, not a curated record. The coding region runs from base 108 to 881 and encodes 257 amino acids.